GCGUCUCCAAGCCGACGUUACUCUGCUCAACCUCUGCUGUGCUUUUUCCUCAGAUUUAUCUGCAGCUCAUCGGCCGUGAAAUCAUGAAUCUGUGGCUCAGCUCUCACUUCCUGGUUGUGGGUUUGCUUGUGUGCAGCGCAGCGCCGACACCUGAAGAAUGUUCACAGCUGGUCUCCCCGCUCUCUGACAUGGGCUCCAAGAUGUUAGGCAGUUGGAACUUUCUGACUGGUUACACUGAAAGUGAAUUAUUCAAGGACAUCCUGAAGAUCACCCAAAGCUCAAGGAUGAACAUCACAAAGAGCAGCAAUGAUGGAGUUGAAUUUUCUGAGUACAACAAGAUGAAAGGACAAUGCAUCAGCUCGGUGGCCAACGCGAAGAUCGACGGUGACACAGGAACAGUGUCGAAAAUGAACGUCACGUCUGUGUUCCAAUUGUUAUCGAGCAGUGACGACUGUCUGGUCUUCAACAUCAACAGCACCAUCGGGAACCUGGAUCAGAUGAUGAGCUUCAUGAACGUCAGCUUCUCUGGAGCCGAGGGGACGACGAUUCACUCUCUGUAUCUGAUGGGCCGGGAGUCGACAGUGAAGGAUUCGGACAUGGAGAGAUUCAAGCAUCUGGCGACCUGCCUCGGCUUCUCCGGAGAACCAGACUUUCACCACGACCUAAAGAAUGGUUUCUGCACCGAGGGAGAAUCCAUCAAGUUGCCAUUCUGAAGUCGAAACUCAACGGUCGUCAAUAUUUCAGACUGAGCAACAAGAAGUUAAGACACAAAUUUCUCCAAGCAUCCAACCUUUUGUCUGUGGUUUUAUUUUCAUUAUUUACCGAGAAUAAAUGGUCGUCACUGCAAAA
Messenger RNA from Limanda limanda (common dab), 849 nucleotides. Its product is annotated as saxitoxin and tetrodotoxin-binding protein 2-like. The record is from RefSeq and is a predicted model, not a curated record. The coding region runs from base 84 to 713 and encodes 209 amino acids. NCBI's taxonomy places the organism in Eukaryota, Metazoa, Chordata, Actinopteri, Pleuronectiformes, Pleuronectidae. The transcript has 6 exons.